Hevea brasiliensis (rubber tree) is the source of this 579-nucleotide messenger RNA. RefSeq lists its product as uncharacterized. Gene Ontology annotation, molecular function: nucleic acid binding. Gene Ontology annotation, biological process: DNA integration. The record is from RefSeq and is a predicted model, not a curated record. Bases 1 to 579 code for a protein of 192 amino acids. Lineage: Eukaryota; Viridiplantae; Streptophyta; Magnoliopsida; Malpighiales; Euphorbiaceae. The transcript has 2 exons.
AUGGGGACUAAGCUUGCUUAUAGUACAGCCUAUCACCCUCAGUCAGAUGGCCAAUCUGAGAGAUUAAAUCAGAGUAUGGAAGGAUAUUUGAGGUGUCUUUGUUAUCAAGCCCCUCAUUCAUGGGUUAAAUGGCUUUCUUUAGCUGAAUGGUGGUAUAACACUAGCUAUCAUAGUGCCUUGAAGCUGUCUCCAUUUGAAGCUUUAUAUGGUUACAAGCCAGCUCCAUUGACUUUUCUGCCUCUUGAGAAUGCUUCAAGUUCUAUAGCCUUAAGAAAAAACUUCAAGUUGGUAGCAAGGUCUUAUGGGCCUUUUCAACUGGAAGCUAAAGUUGGUACUGUGGCUUACAAACUGAAACUACCCCCUAAUUCCACUGUACAUCCUGUGUUCCAUGUUUCGUUAUUAAAGAAAAAGGUUGGAGACAAUACUGUGAUCGUUCAGGAUCUACCUCUUUUUCAGGAUGAUACAGUGAUAGUGGCUCCAGAAAAAGUUUUGCAGAUUAGAAUAAUUACCAGGCAUGAUCAGCAAGUUCUUCAAGGACUUAUCAAGUGGAUGAAUUUACCUGAAGAGGAAGCUACCUAG